Molecule: messenger RNA, 822 nt
Organism: Penicillium nucicola
Lineage: Eukaryota; Fungi; Ascomycota; Eurotiomycetes; Eurotiales; Aspergillaceae
Exons: 3
Coding region: 1-822 (273 amino acids)
Cellular component (GO): nucleus; cytoplasm
Source: RefSeq, a predicted model, not a curated record
AUGUCCACAACAGCAUACAAAUCAGAUCCAUCAUGCGCCAAAGUCUUGAUGCUACACGCACAAGGACUCACCAACAAUCCAGGACACGGCCAAUCCGGCCAAUUCUUUCGAUGCAAGACACGAUUCCUACAACGGAAAGCCGAGCAAAUCGUGCUCAACGCGGUACAGCAAGAUCCAUCUCAAAGCCAAGUUGAAGUCGUCGAAUUCCACUAUCCAUGCGCGAAGCUGCCCGUCAAUCCGGACCAGCCCGAGGGAGAAGAGAACCACGCCUGGGCAUGGGGAUACGGCGACAUCGACGAAGACCGAAUCCGGGGUCUUGAAAAGUCAGUCACGAACAUCAUGCGAUAUAUAGACAAGUACGGGCCUUUCAUCGGGGUCAUGGGCUUUUCGACAGGCGCGACUGUGGCUACUAUUGUCACCUCGCUCUUGGAAAAAAGAGAGUCGCUUUGCAAUUUCGAGUUCAAGACCAACCACCCUCCUUUGGAGUUUGCGGUUUCAAUUUGUGGAUUUACACUGGCAAAUCCGUUCUAUAAGCCGGUCUACAGCUGCAUUAAAACACCUUUCUUUCAUGUGAUUGGUACCCUGGAUACGAUGAUUCACGAGUAUCAAUGUGCACGGCUGCAAGAAUGCUGUGAGAAUUCUUAUACGCAUUAUUUCAAGGGAACUCACUACGUACCUCGUUCUGAGGAGUUCUUGGAUGCUUUGUGUAGAUUCUUUGAAGAGGUCUUGACUGUCAAAGGUGAUAAAAGUCGGGAACUUCAAGGUGGUCAAGAGGAGGCUUGGGAAGACUGUGAGGAUUGCGAGGCUGGUGUAUUAUUAUAG